Molecule: messenger RNA, 828 nt
Organism: Dibothriocephalus latus
Lineage: Eukaryota; Metazoa; Platyhelminthes; Cestoda; Diphyllobothriidea; Diphyllobothriidae
Source: the annotation of a GenBank genome assembly
AUGCUGCCCGCUUGGUGUCUGCGUUCUGAGGCAACUGAACCCAAAAAUAUAUCAUUAUGCACGCCACGAUCGCCCGAAUCAACCACCAAAGAUGAUGCAGCCGCUCCCAUUAAAUCACCAGUGUCCCAGAUACUCACAACAAUCAUCCACUCAACGCCCAAACAGCGGCAACCCGUAGGCGAUAACGUUGUCGGCGAACUCGUCAGAGCAGUACUGGAGCUCCAGCUUUCUGUCGAGUUGGGCAAACUAUGUCGAGAACAACAACAACAACAACCGUCAAGUGAGUCUGAACACACCUACAACGACAGCCAGUUCCAAAGUCUGGAACGACGAGACUCUAUCUCUCAGUGGUCCUUUACAUCAAGUCUACCAAAAACGCCAUGCAGUCCAGACACAUGCACUCCACCGGUGCAGCCACCUGUUUUGAGGCUCAACGCGCUCCCCGUAAGAAGGGGCCUCUACAAGACAGAACUCUGCAAACGUUACCUUAUGAGCAGGAAUAAAACGUGCGAAUAUGGCCUACGUUGUAGGUUUGCGCAUGGCCUCCGGGAACUGCAUCUCACAGCGCGCCAUCCGCGCUACAAAACAGAGGUCUGUCGCGCAUUCUGUCUCAGCGGGUACUGUCGUUACGGUCGUAGAUGUGACUUUAUCCACGACGAAUCUCCAGAGCACUUGAGAGUUCUGCGGACUGAAAAUGCCCUCUAUCAGGAGUACUGUGCCAGGCAUCCUAACGCAACCGAUGUCACACUUGUGGAGGUACUACGUGAGUUCGAGCCCUAUUACCCGGAGCUGAAGCGAUUCCUGCAGUAUAUUGAAUCAGUUGGCUAA